UUAUGAUCCUCUACUGCACUCUCAGUCACUGAUACCGAAAUAAAAUGCCUUAUAAAUAAUAAAGAAAUAAACAAAUCAGCGUUAAAACCAUCUCCGCAGUCAGGUCGUCGAACAGCAGCGCGACUCUGUCCUCAUGCGUGUCCAUGGAGCCCUGCGUGCCUGAUGAACUCUUCCAGUCACACAGCCACGCCGAACACACCUUCAAGCGUAUGGAGACGUACCUAAGGACACGCAAACUAUGCGAUGUGGUGCUUGUAGCCGGGGACCGCAAAAUUCCUGCGCACAGGUUAGUCUUGUCCUCCGUGUCAGACUACUUUGCAGCAAUGUUCACCAGCGAUGUCCGGGAGGCCAAGCAAGAGGAGGUGAAGAUGGAAGGAGUGGAUCCAGAUGCAUUGUGGGUUUUGGUGCAGUAUGCGUACACAGGGCGGUUGGAGUUGAGGGAGGACACGAUUGAGGCUCUGCUGUCAGCUGCGUGUUUGCUGCAGCUCUCGGCUGUAGUUCAGGCCUGCUGUAGUUACCUGAUGAAGCAGCUGCACCCAUCCAACUGCCUGGGAAUCCGCUCGUUCGCCGACGCCCAGGGCUGCCAGGACCUGCACAAAGUGGCCCACAACUACACCAUGGAACACUUCCUGGGUGUGAUGAAAAAUCAGGAGUUUCUGCUGCUCCCAGCGUGUGAGGUGGAGAAGCUCUUGGUGUCAGAUGAUAUGAAUGUUCCGGAUGAGGAGACCGUGGUGUCGGCUCUGCUGAGCUGGGUGCGGUACGAUCCUGCCAAUCGCCAGUCACAGCUCCCUGCACUGCUUCAACACAUCCGCCUGCCUCUGCUCAAACCCCAGUUUUUAGCGGACAUGGAGGCCAACCCGCUGCUGAGGGACAGCGUGGAGUGCCAGCGCUUGGUCAUGGAGGCGAUGAAGUACCACCUGCUGCCCGAGCGCCGGCCGCUUCUGCAGAGCCCGAGGACACGGCCACGAAAGGCCACCGUCGGGACACUGUUCGCCGUCGGGGGCAUGGAUGCCACCAAGGGAGCAACAAGUAUGGAGCAAUACUGCGUGCGGCGGGAUACGUGGCGACAGGUGGGCGUGCUGAGCGGGCGGAGACUGCAGUUCGGAGUGGCCGUCAUCGACCAGCGCCUUUACGUGGUGGGCGGCCGUGAUGGCCUCAAAACCCUCAACACGGUGGAGUGCUACAACCCACGCAGCAACACGUGGAGUGUCAUGCCUCCCAUGGCCACGCACCGCCACGGUCUGGGUGUAGCAGUAUUGGAGGGCCCCAUGUAUGCAGUAGGAGGUCAUGAUGGUUGGAGUUAUCUGAGCACAGUGGAGCGCUGGGAUCCUCAGGCCAGACAGUGGAGCUUUGUCGCCUCUAUGGCCACGCCCCGGAGCACAGUGGGCGUCGCCGUGCUUAACAGCAAGCUGUACGCAGUAGGAGGGAGAGACGGCAGCUCGUGUCUGAAGUCAGUCGAGUGUUUCGAUCCUCACACUAAUAAAUGGAGUGCGUGCGCUCCCAUGGCCAAGCGCAGAGGUGGCGUCGGCGUGGCAACCUGGAAUGGCUUCCUCUAUGCCAUCGGCGGCCAUGACGCCCCAGCGUCCAGCCUCGCGUCCCGGCUGUCUGACUGCGUCGAGAGGUACGAUCCAAAGACGGACACGUGGACUGCCGUGGCCCCGAUGAGCGUCAGUAGGGACGCCGUGGGGGUGUGUUUACUCGGGGACCGCCUGUAUGCUGUGGGAGGGUACGACGGCCAGGUCUACCUGAACACAGUGGAAGCAUACGACCCCCAGACCAACGAGUGGACUCAGGUGGCGCCGUUGUGCUUGGGCAGAGCCGGAGCCUGUGUGGUUGCUGUCAAGCUGUGAUGCUCUGCUCCUGAGGACUGUUACCGUGGUGAUUUUUGUACAGUAACCUUGUAGCUUUCUCAUUGGACAUGGAGGCAACGGAACGACUUGAACAAACACACACAUUAAUCUGGAUCAGGAGGAGUGCUAAAGAUUCAUUGUGAGAACAUCUCAGAGAUGUGGGUGGGACACACACACACACACACACACACACACAGGUAAACCAGGAUGUUCAAUGUUCAUUUCUUUCAUUGAGCCACUGAUGAGGAUUUCCUCCUCAUGUCUUGGGAUCCUUUUUUUUCUUUCAUCACUUAUUUCUCAUUCUGUGAGAAAACAAGGAGUGGUAGACUGAACAGUGGGAUGAAUGAGUGAGAGAAGGAUGGAUGAACGACAAGUAAGAGGACAAGAAAAAACUAGGAAUGGAAGGGUGAACAAAUAGGCAGAUGGUUGGGUUAGAAAAAACAACAAGGAAUAGGACGAAUAGUUGGGAGAUGGAUGAAUGAAUGGAUGAGGAGAAAUAAGAAGUGCAAAAAGUGUUUGAAUGAAAGGGAUGGAUGGCCUGUAGCAGGAAUGUUAUACGUCCUCUUUUCCUUUCCUUCUCUUAUAUUUUGUCGUUUCUUCUCCAUUUUUUUCUGAUUGAUUAUUUUGAGUCAUGUGCCUUAAUUUAUGUGGCCUUGUUUAUUUACUUUGCAAUGAGAAAUCUAUGAAGUGUGUGUGUGUGUGUGUGUGUGUGUGUGUGUGUGUGUGUGUGUGUGUGUGUGUGUGUUCGUUCAUGCAAUGCAGAGGAAAUUGGGGAAUAGACAUCAAGCCGAGGAAAUUAAAUGCUUGCCAGCAGAACAUGUAGUGCAGACAUGUGUGUGUGUGAGAAAGAGAGAGAGAGAGACAUUCUAAUUUUUAAGAUUUUUUCCUCUUGCUCGUGGGCUUCAGUCUGUCAGCGUGUCUUACUCAGACUGUCAGCCAUACUGCACGGAAGUCUCUAGAAACCAAGUUCACAACACCAGGGCAACCGCUGCAAGGCAUUCUGGGCUGUGAAUAUUAAAAAGAUGUGCUGCUCAGCUGACACACCGACAACCAGUGCUAUUACUGCAUUAACUACAUGAAUAAAUAAUGCUAACCAGUGAAA
Neoarius graeffei (lesser salmon catfish) is the source of this 2952-nucleotide messenger RNA. RefSeq names its product kelch-like family member 5 (gene klhl5). The transcript has 11 exons. Gene Ontology annotation, molecular function: protein binding. Lineage: Eukaryota; Metazoa; Chordata; Actinopteri; Siluriformes; Ariidae. Bases 144 to 1850 code for a protein of 568 amino acids. The record is from RefSeq and is a predicted model, not a curated record.